UCUAUUGUUGCUUCACAAGCAUAUUGCACCACGGAAGCAGGAGGAGACAAACGAAAAUAUCUGCGAAAAAGACACAAGUUGAGAUUCAAGAAUCAAGUAUGAGUUACAGCCAAAACAGCUACAGUGACUACGGCUACAGCGACCCUGGCAACGCUGCAGGUGCCAGCCAGGCAUACUUUAACCCCUAUAACGGUCAGUACUACUACACGUACGACUACCAACAAGCAUACCCUCAACAGGCUGUGUACGCCCAGCAGUACCCACAGUAUCAAUACCAGGAUGCACAGUGGGUACAGGAACAGUCGAUACCCUCCCAUUCCUACAGGCAGAAUCGUCCCAGGGGGCGUGGUGGAGGGGGACAAAUUGCAAGAGGGAGGGGGUCAUAUUAUCAUAACCAGAACUAUUAUGGACAAAACCAAGUUUAUUAUAACCAAAAUUUGUCCGAUCAGCAAUAUUACGAAGCUAAUUCUGGUGCAAGUUUAUCAGAGGCGACUCAACUAAGUAACGGUUCGGCACAACAGCCCAACCAGGGACAAAGUAGAAGUGUAGAGUACAACAGUUCUACCUCAGGGAGUGCAAGAGAUGGAAACUCAAGCCGUCCAAGAUAUGGGGGUGAUCGUGGGGGGAAACGGAAGCAGUAUAACUACAGUGGGAGGGGAAGAUCGAAUGAGGACAGGGGUAGGGCUUCUCCAGUCACAGACAGGACUGAUGAAGCGAGGAGCGCAGGCAGUCAACCAAGGUCCAGCGACAAGAACAGACGUGAUGACAGGAGAGAAGGGGUCGGACAGUCAGGUGUAAGGAGAGGGCAAGGUCACCGCAUAGAGAAGGUCAAGGAUGAAACACAGAGAGGAUCGCUGUUGGACCAGCUGUCCCGCGGCAAGUAUGAGUGUAUGGUGUGCUAUGACAAUGUGCGAUGUGAACACGCCAUCUGGGGCUGCGGCAACUGUUUCCAUGUCUUCCAUCUUCACUGCAUCAAGAAGUGGGCACGAACAUCCACUGUCACAGAGAGAGACGGCAGUGUUACAGGCUGGAGGUGUCCGGCUUGCCAGAAUGUCACAGAAAAAGUGCCUAACCAGUACCGCUGCUACUGUGGAAAGGUGCGAGACCCAGCAUACAGUCAGUAUGAGACUCCUCACAGCUGUGGGGAGGUGUGUCACAAGAAGAGGAAGGGGGAUUGUCCUCAUCCUUGUACUUUGCUCUGCCACCCAGGACCAUGCCCGCCAUGCAGUGCUACUGUCAACAGAACCUGUGAUUGUGGAAAAUCAAAAAAUCUGGUGCGGUGUGGUCACGACACCAGCUACAAGUGCGAGGCUGUCUGUGGCAAGUCCCUCAACUGUGGCAAACAUGACUGCCAGAAGGUGUGCCACAAGGGAGACUGCCACGCUUGUGAGGAGAAAGUCACACAGGGGUGUUAUGGCGACCAUAGUCAGAGGACAGUACUCUGUGGCAGUGAUGAGUCAAGAGAGGUGUCCUACUCCUGUGAUGAGGAAUGUAGACGGGCCCUCAAGUGUGGCACUCACACAUGUGAACAGCCGUGUCACCCUGGGGAGUGUGGCAGGUGCCCCCUCCUCCCAGAUAUUGUCACACACUGCCAGUGUGGCCAGACUCUCCUUACUGACCUCCCUGACGGUCAGCGCUCAAGCUGUGCUGACCCCAUCCCUGUCUGUGAUAAAGUAUGCUCAAAGCCUCUGACUUGCGGCCCAAAAGAUGCCCCUCAUAAAUGUGAGCGUCCUUGUCACACUGGAGACUGUGGCCCAUGUGAAGGGGAGACAACUCUGAGGUGUCACUGUGGGGCCAAGGAGAAGGUUUUCUCUUGUUCUGAGACAACUAAAUUUACAGUUGAUAAACCUUACAAAUGUGAGCGGCGUUGCACUAAGAAGAAGUUGUGUAGUCGUCACAAAUGCACUGAAACCUGCUGUACGAGAGAUAUUCACAUCUGUGAAGUGACAUGCAGCAAGAAGCUCAAGUGUGGCCGCCAUAAGUGUAAGGCACUGUGUCACCGUGGCAACUGUCAGCCCUGUCUUGUUGCAGGUUUUGACGAGCUAUCAUGCCACUGUGGAGCUGAGAUCAUCUUCCCUCCCAUACCAUGCGGUACACGCCCACCAGAGUGUCACAGAACCUGUGUCCGAACCCACACUUGUCAACAUCCAGUUCGCCAUAACUGCCACAGUGACAGUGUGUGCCCACCCUGCACUCAGCUGACAGAGAAGCUGUGUAUGGGAGGACAUGAGACUCGCAAGAACAUCCCGUGUCACAUGACCGACAUAUCCUGUGGGCUACCGUGUGGUAAACUGCUAACAUGUGGGAUACACAAGUGUCUGCGUAUCUGUCACAAGGGAGACUGUGAGAGAGAAGGGGACGUGUGUACACAGCCGUGUGUCAGGAAGAGGGAGGGGUGUGACCACCCUUGUGCAGUUCCCUGUCAUCCCGAUGAUGCUUGUCCUAAAGUGCCUUGUAAAGCUGAGAUCACCAUCAAGUGUCCGUGCGGCCAUCGCAGUGCCAGGGUGCCCUGUCUACAGGGCGGGGACAACACAAACAUCUCCGAGUACCAGAAGGUGACCGUUCAGCAGCUGUCCAGUGGGCGUGUCAUGGACAUGGCCAAGUUGGCGAGUGCCAUGAAGGGCGGACAACGGAGCUUGGACUGUGAUGCUGAGUGUGCCAUCAUCGAACGGAACCGCCGUGUAGCACUUGCCUUGGAGAUCAAGAACCCAGACUUCCAAGGGAAACUCGGCAACCCUACAUUCUCUGAUUUCCUCAAAGAGUUUGCCAAGAAGUACCCUAAGUUUGUGUCAGAUGUGGAGAAGGCACUGGCAGAUCUUGUACACUCUGCGAAACAAUCAAAGCAUGCAACUCGGAGCCACGCCUUCAGUCCAAUGAACCGGGAUCAGCGCCAUCUUGUGCAUGAGCUGGCAGAGUUCUACGGUUGUGAGACACAAAGUUAUGAUUCGGAACCUAACAAGAAUGUGGUUGCAAUUGCAAAAAGGGACAAGUGUUGGCUGCCCAAUGCGACUUUGACCACUUUGGUGCAGCGUGAACACUGCCGCACGGCACCACCUCCAAUACCCCACUUCCAGCAAUCCAGUGAGCCAAGGCAAGGCUCCCCAGCAUCCAACGUGGUGAAGCUGGAGACCAACUCCCCGUCCCAUAACCGCAGAGAGAGAACCCCAACCGCUCCAGCCAUUGACUAUUUCGACUUCUCUGUCAGCUGAUCAGACAUCAGACAGCUGCUCGAUCUUUCAAGGGAGACAACCUUGAUGUGUGUAAAAUUUCAGCGUUAAUGAUUCAAAAGGGUGAUACUUUAGGUUGAAGAAAUCAUAAAAUCAAGCUAUUAAUCUUAUCACAAAGAUUUGAUAAGCCAUAUCCAGAGUUUUACUCUCAGAGUUAGAAGUGAAAGUUGUAUAUUUGUCAGCCAAGAUUUUACAUCAUAGUAAGCACAUAUUGAGUCAGAUGUUGGAGAAAGACCUCAGUGUAAAAACUUUGAUUCUUGAUUUGCACAAGUGUGCAAGAGAUUUACUUUUACUUGGAGUCAGUUUCAACACUCAGUUUGUCAAGGGACAUAACUCUCUGUUUGUUAAGGUACAUAACUCUAGAGUUAUUAUACCUGGAAUCUGUUACAGCUGAUUGAUGAAAUAUGAAUGUGGAAUAAAACAAUACAUUUAUGUCAUUGAGGAUAAUUUCAGAAACUAUGAUUUCAUCAUCAAAGAAAAAUAUAGAUUAAACUGGAAUUGAUUUUUCCUAUUUUUGUUGAAAAUACGUUCGUGACCCGGUGAAAACAAUAAUAACGGCCUGCUUAUUGUAAAAAAAUCCAGUGAUCAUGGACCCAUCAAGAUUUGGCUAAUUUGUUGCCCUCCAUAAUGUCAUAGUGGUACAUCCUAAGGGGCAUACCAUGUAGUAUUCAGGAGGGGGUGUUGGGGAGCCCUCAGAUUUCUUAAAGGUUCAAAUAUUAAAUUCAGUCAUUGCUUCAAGAGUAUUUCUAUGUCGGAACAACAUAUUAUGUACAGAAUAUCAGGUAAUAUCAAGUUUGUACAGUUAAUUGAAAUUUGUUUCUUUGAAAAUGAACAACAGCAGUGUCCACCACCCCUCCCUGUAUAUGAAAUGGUUGGUCCCAUAGAGGUGAGAUUGACCAUUGGGUGUACACUGAUCAACUGGCUGGGGUAGUAAUAUACACUGGCGUAUCCAGAGGGGGGGGUUCAGGGGGUUCAAACCCCCCCUUUUGAAAAUAACUUAAGACCACAUUGAAGAUUUAUUUUUUUUUGAACACCCUGAACACACACACCACACACCACACACCCCACACCCCACACCCCACCCCCUUUCAAAAUUCCUGGAUCCGCCCUUGAUAUAGAACCUGAUAUUACUUUAGGGUGUGGGUUUGGUGCAUUAUAAAUAUACAUCCUAAGAAUAUUAUUAUUAUAAUCAACUAACAGCAGGGGAAUUUUAUGUAACUACUUGUUAAGAGGAAACAGAAGUGAAGUAUAUUUCACAACAUCCUCACAACAUGGAUUACAAUACAGUUCAACAUCUGGUAAGGGCCGCACCUGGGACUUAGAUGGUAGUUUGGCUGAUUUACUUAGCAAAUGUUUAGUAGCAUACAAUGAGGUGUUAUUAGGUUUUGGAUCAUGUCUGCCUGAAUGUCAUAACCAUCUUACUGGUCUUGUGAUAAAUGAAUUUGUUUAUUGUUAUUUGUGUGUAUAUAUGUGUUUGACAUAACCAGAUGUUCUCACAGAAUAUGUUUUAAGAAAAUAUUACAUAUGUGAAAAAGUGCUUUGGUAAUGACAGUGCUAAUGUUUUUUCAUUUAUUUCAUUCAUUUUAUAGUUAAGACUAAAGCUGAUCAGAAUUUUCUUCUGUUUCCAAUCUCCUGUCUGCCCAGAAUUUUUCGCCCCAACUUGAAAUAAUAAAAAUGUCAAUGUUCCCCACUGCUGUUGAAAUUUCUGAUUUAGUUAGUUUAGUUUUACCCCGCUUUUAGCAAUAUUCCAGCAAUAUUCCAGCAAUAUCAUGGCAGGGGACACCGGAAAUGGGCUUCACACAUUGUACCCAUGUGGGGAAUCGAACCCAGGUCUUCGGCGUGACAAGUGAACGCUUUAGCCACAAGGCCACCCCACUGCCCAGAAAUUUAUGCCAUAAGGUGAUAACAAAAAAUACUUUUACGGUAUCACACUCACAAUAUCCAGGUUAAUUUGAUCUUUUUUUUGUAACUACAUUUAUGAAAAAACUGUUGUGAAUGAUUUAGAAACUAUGACCAUGGAAUCUAAAUGUUAUAAACAAGACACACAAUUAGAGGACAUCUCCCACAUGCUCUCUUGAGGGUUGAGCUAAGAGAUAAGACAUACAUAUAUAUAACAUAUGAAUGGCCUACAUGAAUAUUCUUGAAAAUAAAGAAUUUUCUGGAUUA
This is a messenger RNA of Haliotis rubra (blacklip abalone), 5393 nucleotides long. RefSeq names its product transcriptional repressor NF-X1-like. Lineage: Eukaryota; Metazoa; Mollusca; Gastropoda; Lepetellida; Haliotidae. The record is from RefSeq and is a predicted model, not a curated record. The transcript is spliced from 23 exons. Gene Ontology annotation, cellular component: nucleus. Gene Ontology annotation, biological process: negative regulation of transcription by RNA polymerase II. Gene Ontology annotation, molecular function: DNA-binding transcription factor activity, RNA polymerase II-specific; RNA polymerase II transcription regulatory region sequence-specific DNA binding; zinc ion binding. The coding region runs from base 99 to 3209 and encodes 1036 amino acids.